This is a messenger RNA of Oryzias latipes (Japanese medaka), 4558 nucleotides long. It is a transcript of the gene plb1, whose product is annotated as phospholipase B1. The record is from RefSeq and is a predicted model, not a curated record. NCBI's taxonomy places the organism in Eukaryota, Metazoa, Chordata, Actinopteri, Beloniformes, Adrianichthyidae. Gene Ontology annotation, cellular component: brush border membrane. Gene Ontology annotation, molecular function: A2-type glycerophospholipase activity; phosphatidylcholine lysophospholipase A1 activity; retinyl-palmitate esterase activity. Gene Ontology annotation, biological process: phospholipid metabolic process.
UUUUACAACCGCAGAAUGCCUCCUGCCUGUCAUCUGCUAAAGCUUACAGGUAAAAAAAGAUGCGAAGAGCCAGCAGCCUCUCAGUGUGAGAAGCACUCUGGCAGCAUCAUGACUUCCUCCUCGCUCCUGAUUCUGGCAGCCGUCUUUGGAGCCACAUUGACAGGUUCCCAUGGAGCUGAGGUGAUGGAAAAAUCUGAAAAGAAUAUUCAAAGCUAUAUUCCUGCACUCUGUUCACCAACCCCGGUCUCCUCAUCUGGACCCACAUCUGUUCAUUCUCUGACUCCUGCCGAUGUCACAGCGCUUCACGUGCUGGGAAUACCCGCCUCACAAAGAAAAGAAGCUUCCAGAGUUCUCAAUAGAUUGACAGAGCUGCUUUCCAUGUUGAAUCCUGACGUGACCACUGAGCAUGUGCAUCAGACCUCACUGCAGCCCAGGAAAUUAUCAAAAGAAGCUCAGGAUCUGGCACUAUCUAUUGCCCAUCAGGAAACAGACUGGAAGGUUGUCCUGCUGUUUGUUCCGGCAGAUGUGAUCUGUACCUGUUCACCACAGGUUGCCGAAGAUAUUAAAAGUUCGGUUCAGGAAGUGGAAGCCGCUCUGCUGAUAUUGCAGGAAAAGUUGCAUCGCACCCUGAUACGUGUGGGAGUCUGGAGUGGAUCUCCAGAUCAGGAUAAGUGUAAAUGUAUGGGAGAGGAUGGCAUGAACCAGCGUCUUCAGAGAGCAACCGUUCUGCAAGCACUGCAGGAUUCUUUACAUCAGCUCUUAGAAAAUCCAAGAUGGCAAAGCAGAAAGGGUGACUUUGCAGUUGUGAUGCAGUCCUCUCCAGUCAUCCUUGAAUCCCAAUCACCUGCUGAAAACGCACAGGCUGUGCAGACGGAAUUAGCUCUUCAGCUAUGGACAAAUUUGCUCCAGCCCUCAACAAACCCGGCCCAGGCCCUGGACAUUCCUUGUCCCACAGAGGAGCGGCCUUUUCUGCGAACCCAGAUCAACUCCCCCACUGUGACUCUCAGAGAUGCCUCACCAUGGGCAAACAAUUUGGGUUCUGACUUAACCUGUGUUAAUCGAAAUCCAUCCCCUACGACGCCCACCUCAGUUCACGAGCUCAGGCCUGGGGACAUUAAGGUGGUUGCCACUGUUGGUGACUCUCUGACUGCAGCCAAUGGUGUGGGUGCAAAAACAGACAACAUUCUCCUUCUGCUUACUGAGUACAGAGGGCUGUCAUGGAGCAUUGGUGGUGAUGAAAACCUGACCACAGUGACAACUCUGCCAAACAUCCUGAGGGAGUUUAACCCCGCCCUGACUGGAUAUUCUACUGGGACUGGUAACAAAGACAGUCCAAAUGCCUUUCUUAAUGUGGCCGUGCCCGGAGCAAAGAGCGAUGACAUGGUGACUCAGGUGCGCAGUCUGGUGGAGAAAAUGAAAAACGAUGCGCGCAUCAAUUUCAACGAUGACUGGAAAGUCAUCACUAUGUUCAUUGGUGGCAACGACAUCUGUGACUACUGCGCCAACAGUAUCCAGUACUCGGCUCGAAAUGUGGUCACACGGAUCAGUCAGGCUCUGGAUAUUCUACACAAUGAAGUUCCCCGUGCCAUUGUCAAUCUGGUGGAGAUGUUAUACAUCCCACCUUUACGUGAGCUGCACACCGACCCAUCUUUGGGUUGUCCCACCUGGUUUGUGGGCUUCAUUUGUUCCUGCAUAGUUAAGCCCAGAGAAGGUUCAGCUGAAGUCCAGCAGAUCCAUGAGUUGAACAGAGCUUACCAGCUCGCCAUGAGAGAUCUGAUUGACAGCGGUCGCUAUGACACACAUGAGAACUUCACUGUGGUGCUGCAGCCUUUCUUUAGAGACGUUGUACUCCCCAGAUUACCAGACGGCCGGCCUGAUCGCUCUUACUUUGCCCCUGACUGUUUUCACCUCAGCCAGAAAGCGCACACUGCCAUGGCUCAGGCUCUUUGGAACAACAUGUUAGAGCCAGUGGGAGACAAGACGUUCACUCAGAAUUUCACUGAUGGCAUUGAAUUGAAAUGUCCCUCAGAGACAAAUCCAUUCAUACGAACUGCUAUAAACAGCAACUACACCUAUAAAGGACCUCCACCUACGUCUGCUCCAGUCACAAACUGGGGCAGCGACUUCAGUUGUGAAAACACAGCUCCGUCUAACACUGUCCCCACUUCAGCUCAUAAAGUACGGCCAGGUGAUAUCAAGGUAGUGGGUGCUCUGGGAGACUCCUUAACGGCUGGUUUUGGAGCCAGAGCAGAGAACCUUCUAGAGCUACGGAACGAGGACAGAGGGGUGUCAUGGAGCAUUGGAGGCGAUGAAACUCUUGAGACGGUCACAACUCUACCUAAUAUCCUCAAGAAGUUUAAUCCUAAUAUCAAAGGAAUGUCAUUUGGGGUUGGAAAAGAACAGACGGGCUUUAACAUGGCAAUAUCUGGGGCUAAAAUCUCAGGCAUCCCAGGGCAGGUCAGAACUCUGAUUGACACCAUGAAGGCUGAUCCUAGUGUGGAUUUUGAGAAUGACUGGAAGCUUGUGACCCUCUUCAUCGGAGGCAAUGACCUGUGCCAGUACUGCACUGACCGGGUGACCCAUUCACCUAAGAACUACAGCCAUCACAUGAUGACAAGCUUGGAUAUGCUGUAUGAAGAGGUUCCACGAGUGAUUGUGAACGUCUUGGAAAUCUUGGAGAUUGAACACCUUCGCAAGAUUAAGAGGAACACAUUGGGAUGCAACUUGAUACAACAGUUUGUGUGUCCCUGUUUCCUGGACCCUGGAGAGGAUUCCCCAGAGCUGUCUGAGGUCAAACGGGCCAAUCGACAGAUGCAGGUCGAGACUUCAAAUCUGGUUUACGGGGGUCGGUACGAUGGCAGAGAAGACUUUGCUGUGGUUGUCCAGCCGUUUUUCAGAAACAGCAUCCUUCCUCUAACUGCUGAUGGGAAACCUGAUACCACCUACUUCUCUGUGGACUGUUUCCACUUUAGUGAACGAGGACAAGCUGACAUGGCGAACGCUGUGUGGAACAACAUGUUGGAGCCAGUGGAUGAAAAACAGACGUACAACAAUUUCCGAAAUAACAGAAGCAACAUUAAGUGCCCGACAGAGGAGCAUCCUUACAUUUUCACUAAGUUUAACAGUAUGCCCACUUUAAGCACAACCAAAGGUCCAGGUCCCUCCACGGUGGUCCCACCGCUGAGCACAGACGAUCCCUCCAAGACAGAUUGCUCAGGGAAAGUGCAGGCAUGGCUCGCUGCUGUGCUGGCUGUAGUCGGUCUGCUGGUCGGCGGCGCCGCCACAGGACUCUUCUUCUACUGCAAAAACAAGAGAAGCAAGAAGAAGCAAUCUGGAGUGGAGAUGAGGGGCACAACAUUUUGAAAUGCCACUUGAGCUGUUUGUGUUCCAAACCAACCACAGAAAUCAAAAUGGGCAGUUGUGUUAAAAAAACAACAACAUCAACAACAAUCACAUCAUUUAAAGUGACUUUGGGAAGCAUAUUAUUCACUCAUGAGCGCCUCUCAACCACAAACAUGUACUUUUCUCAAGAAAGACCUAAACUACAUAACAUUCUGGCGGGAGGUUCAUUGUUUAACGUGUGGUCCCCGCAGUGUAAAUUAGUAUAAAUUCAUAUUUAAACGUUGUAGCUGGUCUAGCAACAAACUCUAAAAGCCCAUAAUUACAACCCACACUAAUAUGCAAACAAAAACCCUUAUUUCUGUUUUUGUAAACAAAUUAGGAUUAUAAUGCAAACACAUUUAAAAUGGGUGAUAAUGUUUUAACGAGAUUUUUAGCAAUUGUCAUUAGACGACGCAAAACUUGCCUCAAAAUGGAAUUAAAGUAAACUUAAGGCUAACUCGGUUAUUGUUUUCUUUUUAUAUUCAAGACAGUAAUUGAGUGUUUAUUUGUUUUUCCAUUUUGGAGAGGGUCAUUUAGGAGCUGCGUCUAGUAUGUGAUAUAGACAGGUUGUCAAGGAAACAUCUAAAAACACAAAAUGUCACCAAAUAAUAAAUGCGGCAGAGGCAAUUAUAUGAUUUAUCAUCAGGUAUACAGCCUGCUGUCAUGAAAAACACAGCAACGUUUGUUAUGACCACUCUCCAAUCAGUCUUCUUUGUCCAUUUCUUUGAUUACACAAGCAAAAUAUAUAAUAGUUGUAUCAUAAUUGGUUCUGCAAGUCGUUAACUAACAGUUUAUUGUAUGGUCAGUUUCUGUUUAUUCAUUAGCAUUCCUGUAUAUAGUAAAAUCAUUUAUUUAAUUAAAAUUUGCAUUUGAGUGCACUUUGUCUAAUAGGCAUUGCAAAGUCAGUUGCAGUAUUUUGGGAUGCAAAAAAAUUGUACACAACCAUUGAAAUGUAUGUUGAUUUAAUCAUUGUAUGAGUUUCUCUCCUUUGUUAGGCAUGUUGAAUGAAGGUAAAAGUAAGAUUUCAGUACAUUUGGCAUUCCUGUUAAACUAAGUGUACUGAAUGUACCAGAAAAACAUGAAAAGGAGGACACAAACUACUUUGAUAAACGUAUUUUCUACAGUUUUGCAUAAAUCUCGAAUGUGUUGAUUUUUAAUUAAAGUCUGCAAAGAUCGA